CCGCUGCUCCUCACGAAUUAAGAUGCCUGGAUUCCCUGAAAUCAAGUCAAAGCACUCUCUGGUCGCUAAGCAUGUGACUGAAGAGCUGUGGAACAAACUUGGCGAUCAUAAAACUGCUACGUCUGGAUUUACUCUGGGUAAAGCUAUCGCUUGUGCUGUUGAGUUUGAUGAUCAGCACUGUGGUAUAUAUGCUGGAGAUGCUGAUAGCUACAAUGAUUUUGCCGAGGUCUUCGAUCCUAUCAUUCAGGAAUACCAUGGAAUUACUGCCGACAGCACCCAUACCAGUGACAUGGAUUUUACCAAGAUUCAGGGUAACAUUGAUGAUGAUGUUCCCGUCAAAUCCACCAGGAUCCGUGUUGGACGCAGCAUUGAAGGGUUCGGUCUGUCUCCUGGAAUCACCAAGGAGCAGAGACUGGAGGUCGAGAACCUCAUGAAGAACGCAUUCGGCAAGCUCGAAGGAGAUCUUGCAGGCGACUACUUUCCCCUUCUCGGUAUGGAGGAAGAUGUUCGUCAGAAGCUCGUCGACGAUCAUUUCCUGUUCGUCUCCGGCGACAAGAAUCUGAUCGCCGCCGGUAUGGAGAGGGACUGGCCUGAGGGUCGGGGCAUCUUCCACAACGCCGAGAAGACCUUCCUGGUGUGGGUGAACGAGGAGGAUCAGCUCAGGAUCAUCUCUAUGCAGGAGGGAGGGGACGUCAAGGGUGUGUUUGAGAGACUCGCUAGAGGAAUCAACGCCGUACAGGAUUCUGUGAAGGGAGAAUCCGGAAAGGAUUUCUUGCUCUCUGAUAAAUACGGAUUCCUGCAUUCCUGCCCAACCAAUCUUGGAACAGGUAUGAGAGCCAGCGUACAUGUCGACCUCCCUGGAUGGACCAAGGAGGGAUUACCAGCUCUUAAGGCUAGAUGUGAAGAGCUCCAGGUACAGCCUAGAGGAACCAGAGGAGAAUCUGGCGGUCAAACAGGAGUGACCUACGACAUCUCCAAUAAGCAUCGUCUCGGCUACAGUGAGGUGGAGCUGGUCCAGAAGAUGAUUGAUGGAGUCAACACCCUCUGGAAGGAGGACAAAGCCCUCCAGGCCAAGCACGGCCUCUAAACGGCCACUCUGCCGUCCUCCGGGGAGUUUGGAACCUCGAGGAUUAAUACUAAGCGAUCCCGUAGUCAGCACGUAGUUUUAUUCACUAUUUAUGUGGUUUAUGUAAACUAAUGGUUUUAUUAUUUACAGUUAAUAUGCUUUAUUCUUGCGACAUUGAUUGAUCAAUGUCAACAAUGCUUUUAACCCAGCUUUAACAAUUGGCUACCAAAGAUCUAAAAUAUGUUAAUCAAAUUAGUCUUCUCGAGUGUAGAAUUUAACAAAAAUAUGGAAUGAUUUGGUUGUGAUUUCUUGAUUGAAAAUAGAAUUUAAUCUUCCAUUGUAAGUUAUUUUCUCCCUCUACCGGUGUUAAUAUUAAACAUUGUGAUUUAGAUUCGCACUUGCAUUUACUCGAUCUCUAGUUAUCUAAUGAAAUAUACACUCCGUAUAAACAACUACUAAUAUUCCAGA
Molecule: messenger RNA, 1534 nt
Organism: Eurytemora carolleeae
Lineage: Eukaryota; Metazoa; Arthropoda; Copepoda; Calanoida; Temoridae
Product: arginine kinase
Biological process (GO): phosphocreatine biosynthetic process
Molecular function (GO): creatine kinase activity
Source: RefSeq, a predicted model, not a curated record